Molecule: messenger RNA, 606 nt
Organism: Phascolarctos cinereus (koala)
Lineage: Eukaryota; Metazoa; Chordata; Mammalia; Diprotodontia; Phascolarctidae
Source: RefSeq, a predicted model, not a curated record
AUGGAGAUAUGUGGAACAGUCAUUGGAAACAUUUCCCAAGGUCCUGAGUAUAGAGAAACCUAUGAUCCUAAGAGAACACGGGGAAUCCAGAAGGUAAAUGCCAUAGGGGAUAAGCAACAUAAAUGUGAUGAAUGUGGGAAAAGCAUCAUGCAGAAUGCAGACCUCAUUCAGCCAGACUUUUUUCAUCACCAGAAAAUCCAUACAGGAGUAAGACCAUAUAAGUGUGAAGAAUGUGGUAAAACUUUCAGAUAUAGGUCAGUCCUUGUUCAACAUCACACUGGGGAGAAACCUUAUAAACGCAAUGUGUGUGGGAAAGCCUUUUGCCAGAAGUCAGGUCUUUUUAAUCAUCUUAAGACUCACACUGGAGAAAAACCAUAUCAGUGUAAUCAGUGUGGUAAAGUUUUAGUCGACAUUCCAUACUUGCUCACAGAACAUCAGAGAAUUCAUAUUGGAGAAAAAUCCUAUAAGUGUAAUAAAUGUGGGAAAACAUUCACACAGAAGUCAGAUCUUAUUGGAUAUCAGAGAAUAUGUCCUGGGGAAAGACCCUAUCAGUGUGAUAAGUGUGGAAAUACCUUCUGUGGAACAGCUAGCUUUAUUCAGCACUAG